Messenger RNA from Dictyostelium discoideum AX4, 195 nucleotides. RefSeq lists its product as hypothetical. The transcript has a single exon. The record is from RefSeq and is a predicted model, not a curated record. Lineage: Eukaryota; Evosea; Eumycetozoa; Dictyosteliales; Dictyosteliaceae. The coding region runs from base 1 to 195 and encodes 64 amino acids.
AUGGGUUUCGAUUGGGUUUCUCCAAAUGUUGUAGCUAUUGUAGACAGAAUUGGUCAAUUAAGAGAUCAAAAAAUUGAAUGGGAAAGAGUCACUAUUAUAAUAAAUAAUGAAUUUGGCAAUUUAAAUCCACCAAAUGGUUUUACAAUGUCUCAACUUAAAACUUAUUAUUGUCGUUUAAAACCAAAUAACUUAUAA